Seminavis robusta is the source of this 2028-nucleotide messenger RNA. The record is from the annotation of a GenBank genome assembly. Lineage: Eukaryota; Bacillariophyta; Bacillariophyceae; Naviculales; Naviculaceae.
UUUAUUUAUUGUUCGAUCUCUUUCCACAGCAACACAAAUAUUUGUCUGCAUGAAAUGCCAGGCUACUAUUAGAGCAGCAUGGCAAGGUUGAGACCUACGAGGCGAGUGCUGACUACGAGACGAAAGAGAAGAAGUGUGAAUAGCUGCAGUGUCAAGGUGGUACUAUGGCUGGUGGUGGGAGUAUGGAUCGGGAUCUUUGCCUACUUUUUGAUGGUGCAUGGCACCACCACUACUACUGCUACCAGUCCAACAACAAUAAAGGAUCAAAGCCAACAAGAACCACAAGACACGAGAAACCUCCGCGAAAAUCAGAAACCAGGAGAGCUGCCUCUCCCAGUCCAGUCAAAGAAGAAGCCAAAAACGCCAUCCCAAAAGAACGCUGACAACCCCCGAUUUCUGGUAUUUCUGGGAGACCAACUGGAAGGUCAAGGAGCUGGAAAUCUCAUGAAUGGACUCUUGGCAGCGCAUUUGCUGGGAGACGAAUUUGGUCGCAUUGUGUGUGUGACACACCAAUAUACUGGAUUCCAUCAAGCUUGGAAGGCCAUCCAUCCUGUCGCCGUCCGAAUGUGUUCGACCAUCAUGAUGGACAAUUACAACCAGUAUCCUCAACUCUUUCUGCUCAACUUUCACAAGACACCCGUCAACGAAUGUUACGUCCAACAACUAUUGGCAUCUGACAAGGAACCCAUUAUUGCCCUACAGGGGAACACGUAUCCUCGGUGGGCCCAUGUCCCCCCCAAGUAUUUCUUGCAAUUCUAUCAACCCAAACGCAUCAUGCUCGAUGUGCUACCCUACAAUCCAGACCGUCCACCUCGCACUGUGAUUCAUUUGCGAAAAGAAGACGCCCAAGGCGAUGUCCGAUAUGGAUUGGAUGACACCACCCUGAAAACAUUGGCCAAACUGUGUGCCCUGCAAUUCCCAGAGGAUAAACCCUACCUCAUUACCAAUCACGUGCCUUGGUUUGACGAGUUGGAAGAACGGUAUGGAUGGCGUCAUCCCGAUUGGCAAAUGGUCACCCACUCGGCAUCACAACAACAACAGAAUUGGGGCAGUCGACAUACCAAGCGUGGUAACGAUGUCGAUUUAAAACAGGAAGCCAACGAUCGCAAACUCUACGGGGCACACGAGACACCGCAAGCGCAAUUGGAGAAUUUACAACUCUGGGCCGAUUGGUACACUUUGUUACAUGCCAAACGCGUCUUUCACACAGUGAGUGAUUUCUCCACUUCGGCCGUGCAUUGGAUGGGUACUACAGCGAAGAAAGACGAUGGUACCAUCGAGUCGUAUAUUCUGGAAGGAUUGCCGGGGCAUGUCCAAUUGAAUCCGGAAUAUUUCCGACGAGAGGAUCCGGCCAUUCCAUUGGUGGAGCGGACGGCAGAUCAGUUGCAGCAUUGUUAUGGAUGAUGAUGAUGAUGGUGAAGACGAGAGAAGAGGAAUGCACAUCCGAUCCUGCCAGGAGUCUUUCCCAACAAUUUGCACUUUCGACGAUACGCUCCAACUUGCCAACAGAGUUGUGCCGUUGUGCCCCAUGUGGAUUCGUGGUCAUCGUCACUACACUCCAACCUCAAUUGCGAUGACCGAUCCGCUUUCCAGCCAUUGUCAAGCGUUGCCAUGAAUCGAAUCGAAUCAAUCCAAUCAUCAGGCUUUUUUCAUGGAUCCUGCUGCAAUAGAAAACCAGCCACUCAUUCAUCGAGCAUGAGUUAUUUGAGAAACGACAACCAACGACAACAGAUUCCGUCCAUGCGCGUGGCACUACCGUAUGGCCAUGCAGGAGUAGACGCACGAGUUGGGGGAAAUGUACGAGUACGGGAAAGACGCUGCUUUUUCGUUUGUCAUUGGUUUGCUUUAUCGUGGCGACAAUAAGCAGCCAGGUACCGUACGGUAGGCAGGUUCAUGUCAUGGUCGCCUUUUCAAAAAUGAAAGGGUGGGUUCUAUCUAACAGUUUGAUAGCUCUAGCUAGGUUCGUGCUUUCUUUUUCCCGUUUGAAUUGUGAUGCUAAAUCAAUACCUAGUCGUAGCCUGCUGUCAA